Molecule: messenger RNA, 992 nt
Organism: Tachyglossus aculeatus (Australian echidna)
Lineage: Eukaryota; Metazoa; Chordata; Mammalia; Monotremata; Tachyglossidae
Gene: PMVK
Product: phosphomevalonate kinase
Exons: 5
Coding region: 270-623 (117 amino acids)
Biological process (GO): cholesterol biosynthetic process; isopentenyl diphosphate biosynthetic process, mevalonate pathway
Cellular component (GO): cytoplasm
Molecular function (GO): phosphomevalonate kinase activity
Source: RefSeq, a predicted model, not a curated record
CCGCCGCCGCGGCCCCUCCCCCUCCCCCGCGCCUGCUGCUGCUGUUCAGCGGCAAGAGGAAGGCGGGAAAGGACUUUGUGACGGACGCUCUGCGGGACAGGAUCGGGCAUGAGUCGUGUGCCAUCCUGCGCCUGUCCGGCCCGCUGAAGGAGCAGUACGCGCAGGCGGGCAGAAGGGCCCAGCAGGCGGGGGUCCCUUGGCAGGAGCACGGACUGGACUUCGCCCGGCUCCUGGACGCCAGCGCCUACAAGGAGGGGCACCGAGAAGCCAUGAUCCUCUGGGGCGAGGAGCGCCGGCGGCGGGAUCCCGGCUGCUUCUGCAGGGCCGCGGUGGCCGGAGGCAGCCCUCGGCCCAUCUGGCUGGUGAGCGACGCGCGCAGACCGUCGGACCUGUCCUGGUUCCGGGAGGCCUACGGGCCCGUCACGCAGACCGUGCGAGUGGAGGCCGCCCAGGACGCGCGACGGAGUCGGGGUUGGGUCUUCACGGCCGGCGUGGAUGACGCCGAGUCCGAGUGCGGCCUGGACCGGGAGACGUUCGACCACGUGGUCCGCAACGACGGGGACGGCCAGGCGCUGGAGGCCCAGCUGGACGCCCUGGAGGGCCUGAUGCGGCGUCACCUGUAGACACUGCUGGGGACGGAGUUCGAGUCCCGCCGCGCCGCGCCGGGGGACCCUCCGCGGAUUCCUCCGCCUCCUGCCCUCACACCGGAAGGUGGAUGCCGGGGCCCGGACGGUGAUGCAAUAAAUGAUGAUGAUAAUAAUAUUUGUUAAGUGCUUACUAUGUGCCAGACUACUGUAACAAAUGAUAUUUCUUAAGCGCCUACCAUGUGCCAAUCGAUCAAUCAGUCGGUCAUAUUUAUUGAGCGCUGACUGUGUGCAGAGGGAUGGCGAUGCAAUAAAUGAUGAUAACGAUGUGAUAAUAUUUGCUGAGCGCUUACUAUGUGCCAGGCACUGUUACUAUAAUAUUUAAGUGCUUACUAUGUGCCAGACUAC